This is a messenger RNA of Quercus robur (English oak), 897 nucleotides long. Its product is annotated as auxin response factor 8-like. NCBI's taxonomy places the organism in Eukaryota, Viridiplantae, Streptophyta, Magnoliopsida, Fagales, Fagaceae. The coding region runs from base 1 to 897 and encodes 298 amino acids. The transcript is spliced from 3 exons. The record is from RefSeq and is a predicted model, not a curated record.
AUGCCACAGCACCUUAUAUGGCAAUCACUUAACAACCAACAAGAGGAUCAGGCAUGGCAACAGCAACAUACCUAUCAGAAUACACUUCAUAUUCGAAGUGAUCAGCUGCAUCAGAGGCUGCAGUCAAAUGUGCCUUCUUCAUCCUUUGUGAAGGCAGACUUCAUGGAUCCAAGUACAAAGUUCUCAGCAUCCAUUAGCCCUAGACAAAACAUGGUCAGUUCACUUUGUCCUGAAGGGAGUAGCAAUAUUUUGAACUUCUCCAGAGUUGGUCAGUCCAUGCUAGCUGAGCAGUUACCCCAACAAUCAUGGGCUCCAAAGUAUUCACAUUCAAAGGUUGAUGAUUUUGCCAACUCAAUGUCACACUCACCUUAUCCUGGGAAAGAUGCUACUGAAGAGCCAGAAAUUUGUGACUCUGCUUCUCAGAAUCCUACUCCUUUUGGUGUUCAUGUUGAGUCAUCUGGACUUCUACUCCGUGCCACUAUGUCUACUUUUGCUACAUCAGUUGAUGCUGAUGUGUCCUCAAUGCCAUUAGGGGAUACUGGAUUUCAGAAUUCUCUGUACGGUUCAGAGCAAGACUCCUCUGAGUUAUUGAACAGUGCAGGGCAAGUUGAUCCACCAACCCCAUCUCAGACUUUUGUCAAGGUUUAUAAAUCAGGGUCGGUUGGGCACUCACUAGACAUCUCCCAGUUCAGCAGCUAUAUGAGCUGCAAGAGGAGCUGGGCGUUCGUCAAUAAUGUUUGGUAUAUAAAGAUAAUUUCACCCGAGGGUGUCCAUAAAAUGGGAGAGCAAGCAGUUGAAUCCUUCAGCCCACAAGGUGGUCAAAGGCUGAAUUGCAGUAGUGGUGAAGCUCAAGACCUUGUCUCAGGGCUACCAUCUCUUGGCAUGCUCGGGAACUGA